CUGAAGGGAGCGCGGAGCGGCAGACGUGCUGAUAGUUGUAGGUCCGCUCGGCUCCGUCGAGACGCGAAACACGAACACGAUCGUAGUGAAAAGUUCAAGUGUCGCUCUGGAUACCUGGAUAACCGCCAUCGACGCUGAACCGCAAAACUGGAUUACGUGACUGGAACUGUGUGACCCGGCAGACAUUUCGGGAUACUUUCGCACCACACUCGCCGGUUUCGGAAUUUUCGCGAAAAAGUGGUGUUUUCACGCUGGACUUGUGAUUCAUCGCGUGACUCUCUUCUGUGGAUUAAAGUGACAUCUGUGUCCCAUCAGCGAAACAUGGAAUUAUCGCUUGGGAAUAGUGCAGUGAAUUUCUUCGAAAGUUUAUUUCGUUGAAAUAAGUGUGGAUACUCGACAUGGUGAAAUGAAGAGAUAGUGCAUUUAGUUCUUAGACGACAUUACCAGUCGUGCAGGAUACAGAGUGCUCAUAAGUGCCAUGUAACGAGUCUAAACAAGUGUGUGCUUUAGUUUCUUUUUUGUUUCUGUUAUUUUUCAUUUUUUUUUGAAAAAUAUCUCCACUUUUCCGUCAAGUGAUUGGAAAGUGUUGGAAAAAUUGCGACUCCCGACCACGAAGCAGCAAGAGUGAAGUGAAAUGCAGCAGUGCCGCACCUCCUUCUCCAACUUGUGCUGAGAAUGGGUUUCGCCAUGGGUGCGUGUGCCGCACAGUGUGCGCUGCUGGCCGGCGCGCUGCUGGUGCUGGCCGCCAGCCCCGGGCUCGCCCGCCACGACGCGCCCGACGACUGCUCCUGGGCGGCCGACAACUCCUCCAAGGGCGUCGUCAGCUGUCGCGUCCGCAAGCUGGACGGCGAGGCCACCAACCUGAGCGCGCUGCAGCCCGAGUCCACGUCCCGCCUGCACGUCCACUGCAGCGACGUGCUGCUCUUCGAGUCCUCGGUGCCGCCGCACUUCUUCCAGCGGCUCUCGCUGCUGGAGGAGCUCACCAUCGACAACUGCAAGAUCCUGGAGCUGCCGAGCGGCGCGUUCGAGGGCCUCGCCGCCCUCAAGCACCUCAGCGUGUCCACGCACAACGUCGAGUGGGGGUCCGGGAAGUCGCUGGAGCUGGACUCCGGCAGCCUGGACGGGCUCAAGGAGCUGCAGGUCCUGGACCUGGUGCACAACAACAUCCGCGCCCUGCCCGACGACGCGUUCUGCUCUCUCGCCAACCUGCAGACGCUCAAUCUGUCUCGAAACCACCUCCGCGACUUCGACAAGCUGGGCUUCGCGCCGCGCCGGCUCCGCGAGGUGCUGCUCGGCAGCGGCGACUGCAGCGGCGGCGCCGAGGUGCGCGCGCUCGACUUGUCCUUCAACCACCUCCCCGCCCUGGGCGCCGCCUCGGGCCUCAACCGCCUGCGCCGCCUGCAGCACCUCCACCUGCAGCACAACGACAUCGCCGACGUGGCCGGCGACGCGUUCAAGGGUCUGACUGCGCUCAAAGUGGUCAACAUGUCAUACAACCGGCUGAGCACGCUCAACGAGGGCCUGUUCGCGUCGUCGCGCGAGCUAAGCGAAGUCUACCUGCAGAACAACUCGCUGGCCGAGCUGCCGCGCGGCCUGUUCCACCGCCUGGAGCAGCUCGUCGUCCUGGACCUGUCCAGGAACCUGCUGACGAGCGCCGCCGUCAACGAGAGCACCUUCGCCGGACUCAUCCGGCUCAUCGUGCUCAACUUGGCGCACAACUCGCUCACGCACAUCGACGAGCGCACCUUCAAGGAGCUGUACUUCCUGCAAAUCCUUGACCUGCGCAACAACUCGAUCAGCCACAUCGCUGACAACGCCUUCAUGUCGCUGUACAACCUGCACACCCUCAACCUGGCCGAGAACCGCCUGCACUCCAUCAGCGCACAGCUGUUCAACGGCCUGUUCGUGCUGAGCAAGCUCACGCUCGGCAACAACAUGGUGGCCAACAUCGACGUGCUCGCGUUCCGCAACUGCUCCGACCUCAAGGACCUGGACCUCAGCUCCAACGCGCUGCAGGCCGUGCCCGACGCGCUGCACGAGCUCUCUUUCCUGAAGACGCUCGACUUGGGCGAGAACCAAAUCACCACCUUUAAGAACGGCUCCUUCAAGGGGCUGUCGCAGCUCAACGGCCUGCGGCUCAUCGACAACCAGAUCGGCAACCUGACGAAGGGCAUGUUCUGGGACCUGGACAGCCUGCAGGUACUCAACCUGGCCAAGAACAAGAUCCAGUCGAUUGAGCGGGGCACCUUCGACCGCAACCUGCAGAUCGAGGCCAUCCGCCUGGACGGCAACUAUUUGGUGGACAUCAACGGCGUGUUCCUGACCCUGGCCAGUCUGCUGUGGCUGAAUCUCAGUGAUAACCAUCUAGUGUGGUUUGACUACGCCUUCGUGCCGCCCAACCUCAAAUGGUUAGACAUUCACGGAAACUACAUUGAGAAGCUGGGCAACUACUACGAGUUGCAGGAAGAGCUGCACAUCAAAACUUUGGACGCGAGUCACAACCGCAUCAAAGAAAUCUCGCCAAUGGCGAUCCCCAACAGUGCCGAGCUCGUGUUCAUCAACAACAACCUCAUCUCCAAGGUGGCCGUGAGUACCUUCCUGGGCAAGACUAACCUUGCGCGCGUGGACAUGUACUCCAACGAGCUGACCAAGUUAGACAUCAACGCCAUCAGACUGUCCCCCUGGCCGGCCAACAAGACGCUGCCCGAGUUCUACUUGGGCGGCAACCCUUUCUUCUGCGACUGCUCCAUGGAGUGGCUGCAGAUGAUCAACAACAUGACCCACAUGAGGCAGCACCCGCGCGUCAUGGACCUGGACAACGUCAUGUGCCGCAUGCAGAACCUGCGCGGCCGGCAGCACAUCGCCGCCACCGAGGCGCGCGGCUCCAACUUCUUGUGCACCUACGAGACGCACUGCUUCGCCCUGUGCCACUGCUGCGACUUUGACGCGUGCGACUGCGAGAUGACGUGCCCCCAGAACUGCUCGUGCUAUCACGACCAGGCCUGGACCACCAACGUGGUGGACUGCUCGCGGCAGGGCUCGGACCAGAUCCCCCGGCGGAUCCCGAUGGACGCCACCGAAGUCUACCUGGACGGCAACAACCUCAAGGAGCUCCAGAACCACGUCUUCAUCGGGCGGAAAAACAUGCGGGUGCUGUUCGUCAACUCGAGUCGCAUCGAGAGCAUCCAGAACCGCACGUUCAACGGCCUCAACGCCCUCGAGAUACUGCACCUCGAGGACAACCAGCUGGGCGAGCUGAAGGGUUACGAGUUCGAACACUUGGCGCACCUGCGCGAACUGUACCUGCAGAACAAUGCGAUCGGUCACAUCGGCAACACCACCUUCUCGUCACUGCGCUCCCUGGAGAUCCUGCGCCUAGACGGCAACCACCUGCACAGCUUCCCUGUGUGGCAGCUGUCACUCAACUCGUACCUGGUCGAAGUGUCCCUGGGCAACAACCACUGGUCCUGCCGCUGCAAGUUCCUGCAGGAGCUGCAGGUGUGGGUGGGCGACAACGCGCAGAAGGUGAUCGACGCCACUGACAUAUACUGCUACGUCAACGACACCAAGCCGCCCCAGAAGCGCGAGGUCGACCUCAACAACACGGCCUGCAGCGACUACUACAGCGGCAGCUCCGUCAUCCAGAGCAUCAUGGUGAGCGACUACCUGCCCAUGAUGAUCGUCACCCUGUCCACCUUCCUGCUGCUCAUCGUGGCCAGCCUGCUCAUCUUCAUCUUCCGGGACCCGAUGCGCGUCUGGGUCUACUCCAAGUACGGCGUGCGGCUCUUCCACUUCAAGGCGGCGGCCGCCGGCAAGCUGGGCGGCGAGGACCGCGAGAAGCUGUACGACGGCUACGUCAUCUACUCGCCCAAGGACGAGGAGUUCGUCCUGCAGUCCAUCGUGGCCGAGCUGGAGCACGGCAACCCGUCCUUCCAGCUGUGUCUGCACUACCGCGACCUGCCGCACCAGGUGCACUCGUACAUGCAGAACACGUCCCCGGUCGUGGUCGAGGCCGCCGAGGCCUCCCGCCGCGUCAUCCUCGUCCUGUCGAGGAACUUCAUGGAGACGGAGUGGUCGCGGUUCGAGUUCCGCCAGGCCAUCCACGAGGCCCUCAAGGGCCGCAUCUUCAAGCUGGUGCUCGUCGAGGACGGCAGCUGCAUCCACGAGGCCGAAGGCGACCUCGACCUGCGGCCGUACCUCAAGACGGGCGCCCGAGUGCGCUGGGGUGAGAAGAGGUUCUGGGAGCGGCUGAGGUACGCCAUGCCCUCCGGGGACUCGCACCGGAAGAGCAACUCCAACUACAGGCGGAAUAUCAACACAUACAGCCUGGAGUCGACGGGGAACAACCACCACGUCGUCAACCAUCAUGUGGUCAACGACCACCACGGCUACACCAUCGAGAAGGCCGUGAAGCAGCCGCACCCCGCCAUGCACAUCAACAGCCAUCCGCUGUUCCUGGCGGCGGCCGCCAACAACCACCACCACCACCACGACAACAACCUCGUGCCGCCCGCCUACACGUCCGGGAACACCCUGACGAGGACGAGCGGCCGGCACCAGCGGCCCGCGGCCCCCCUGGGCGGCGCCGCGGACUGUGAGGACGCCAACUACUCGUCGGCGGCCACGGCCACGCCCUCGCCGAGGCCAUUGAACCGGCAUCAGAACGGGUCCGUGCACCGAGAGUCGCCGUCGCCCAACACCAGGCCGACGUCCGAGCACAUCUACUCGUCCAUCGACUCGGACUACCCCACCUUCGAGCGGGCCGGGUCGCGGCGGCAGGCCAACGGCGGCCCGGCCAGCGCGGCCCCAGUGGGCGGGGUCCCCCUCCCCGGAGUGCACCGCCCACCCUGGAGGACGGCCGGGGCCAGUGUGGUGGAGAACGGCGGCGUGCAGGCCUACCUGGUCUGAUGAAGCCCCAACGUGAUAGUGGCCAGUGAUAAUAUUUGUUAUAAUUUCGUUGUUGUAAAGUGAAAAAAUACUUGUGAGAGUGUAUAAAGUGAGUGCAAGUGUGUGAGUGUUCGCGCGUGGAGAAUUGCCAGUCGUCUGUCGGACUAACCACACCAGAGCUCCAUUCAAUUAAAAGGUGAGAACUUUUCCCUUUAAAGCAGUUCCUACUGAUUUCAAAACGAGUUCAGAAAACAAUUAUUUCUUGCUGGUCAGCCAAUGAUUUGGUUACGGCCAUGGUUUAGUUAAAGUCAUUACAAGCUUCAGAAUUGUCUAAUAAUAGCUUCUUUCGCGUGUGAAAAAUGAAUAAAAAAUCAGCUUAAUUUUUAUUGUUCCAAUUCUUAUUUAAAUUUGUUGUAACCAGUUGAUUUUGCUUGCAAUUCCAAGUCUAUUCAUACUGUAUUGUAUACAGUCUGUUGUAUUAUUUAAUUGGUAACCAUGGUUUUGGGGCGUUGUCCAUUGUCUACGGUUAGUUAUUUGACUGGAUCGAUUGGACAAAAAUAAGUACUGAUGUCCUCUAUCGUGUGCAUAAACUGACUGAAAGGUGCUUUUGUAAGAUAUAUAGUUGUACAAAUGUAAAUACUGUGUAAAUCUUGUAAAAAUGUAUAGAAGCUCUCUAUGAAAUGCCGUAGACAAUGGACAAAGCCUUGCUUUAAGUACCAAACUCUGAUAGAGUGAUGUAGCGUGAGCUAGGCUGUACCGCUACAUUAUUUGGACUGACUGCCGCUGUUUCGCGGAUGAGUUAAUAUGUUUUCCAAGCCAUGCCUAGGCCUACUUAAGUUGAUAAUUUGUAAUCAGGCCAAUGAUAUGUGUUAUCAAAACGAAAUGCAGCCAAACGUAUGUAGUCAGUUUAGUCAUUGGCUAUGCGGUGCGAACGCCUCUGUCCAAGACGCAAACGUUAGUUAAUUCCAUUUACCAAAGGAGCAGCCACGCAGAUUUCACGUUUCGAUAUCACUUUGCCGCACGAUAACAAGCCUCUAAUUACCUUUCGAUUUCCCUCCCUUGAUUCUCGGAACGCGACUCCCCGGCAUUUCCAUUUUUAUUACGGGCGACUCGUUAAAUUGUCAAUUGCGAGAGUUAUUCGGCCGCGGCUCUCGCUAAAGAGCCGAUAAGCGCACUGCUGCCGACAUGACGGCUCGCAACUACAAAUACAAAACCGAUAGCCAUCUGGAUUGCAUUGAAUAACACAAUCAAAAUUCAAAACAGUGCGUCUCGUUUAAUUUAAGCCAGCCAAGGCCGAAAUGAGCGGCGGGAAGGCGCGGCGGCGCAGUAGAGUUUGGAGAAAUAUAAAAAGGAAAGAAUAUUAAGUCGAGAAAGAGGAACAGGGAGAAGGAGAGAGAACAAGACGUCCUCUGGGCCCCUCUCGGCUCGCCUCUCGGCCCGGUCGGAAUGCCUGGCCGGACCCAGCCCUGCCUAUAAGGCUGCCAGGUAGUAGCAGCACUCAACCAAAUUAUUCGUUUCACAUCAACAGCAGCCGCGGCAGUGGUGGGAGGCCAGUUGAUGCGCCUUGCAGCGUUCCGGCCGACGCAAUCAGAGCGAGUGUGCGAGAGAGACGGGCUGCUCAGAGUCCCUCUCCCUCGCACACGAGCGCGCGCGAUGUCCGGCAAGCCGGUGCCCGAGGCUGUCUUGGGAAACAGCCCGAGCUGUGUCUCUCAUUACUAAGAGAGAGAGGGAGAGUCCGUCCGGACGCAGCUCAGCUCCCUAGCCGCGCCUCGGGGCCGAGCACGCGAAAUGGAGUUUAUAGUUAAAGUUUUCGUAUUAUAUCCCACCGCCGCCGACGUACCUGACCCAUAUAUCAUUACAUUCUUUAACCCAUACUCUCCUGCGCACCUUUAUCCUUAUCGAUCGGCUCCCAUUGUUGUGUCAUCUUUUCACUCCCUGAUGCUUUUCCGUAAACGCGGGGGACAUUAGACUCCGCCCAUUGUGGUCAGCAGCGACUCCUCAGGCUGACCCGUUCCGAGAACCAAGGCCGCGUCCGGAAACGAUUCCCAUCUCUGUCCCUCUCGUUGGUUUUGCAAUGAGUGGGAGAGAGACAGGGCUCUUGCGCUCAAACGCCACCCAGUCAGGGUGUCCAAGACGCGCGCUCUGCAGGAGGGUUAGGUGUUACUCGUGGCUGCUUCUCCAAAAACGUUGUGUUGACAUUUGUGAUAUGUAGUCCCUGUUCAAAGUAAUGCGUUUGCUAUCUUAAGUCAAAUAUUGGCUGCAUUUAUUUUAGGAUAGACUACAGAAUUUCUGAAACCAUUGACAGAGGCAUUCGGACAGCAAGGUCGUACGUUGCCAAACAGAAAAUAUUUCUGUAUGUUUGUGAUCUAGGUUAUAAUGUUUCGAGUCUGAAAUACGGCUCAUUUUUGUUGUAGAUGUUUUUGCUGCAUUUCAUUUUAUAUAUUUGGCUAACAUGCUUCUAAAAGUUAUCUUUUGUUAAUUUUCUUUGGUAUUGAUUGAAACUGUACCAAGUCUGUACCGAGCCAAAAGGACUUAAAAAAUAAGACUUAGGCCCUGAGCCAAUUAAGAAUGAAAAAAAUUGUUCCAGUCUUUUGUUCUCGAGGGAUUACUUGGCCUGUUUAAAAAGUCAUUGCACUGAUGUGAAUGGGAAAGAAGGCACCAGUGAAUCCGUUUGUGAUUCACUGCAAUUGAUCUAGCCAUAAACGCUUUUAUGUUAUAACCGCCAUGUCUUUGUUAGGAUGUCAAUUUUUAUAGUUAUACCAACGUCGAACUAAAAAUAUUGUGUGUUCACCAUGUGCUGGGUUAGAAAUGUAAAAUCUUGGCCUUGUGAAACCGUGAAAAAAUUUUCACUGAGUAAAUUUUGUGCAUCCCUUCAUGACAUGCCAGCUAUCUGUGAUAUUUAGUGCUAGUAUUUAUUAUUGAAAACAAUUUGUUUCUAUUGUAUUUAGUGUACAUUUUUGUAAAAACAAAUAUAUGAUAUGCAAGCUAUGGUUAAGAGUCUGGAUCCUAAUUUUUGUAACAUGUACCACAGAGGAUUUAAUAAAAUGCUGAGUGUUCACAUUUGAAAA
Molecule: messenger RNA, 7955 nt
Organism: Frankliniella occidentalis (western flower thrips)
Lineage: Eukaryota; Metazoa; Arthropoda; Insecta; Thysanoptera; Thripidae
Gene: Toll-7
Product: toll-like receptor 7
Exons: 1
Coding region: 676-4908 (1410 amino acids)
Biological process (GO): signal transduction
Molecular function (GO): protein binding
Source: RefSeq, a predicted model, not a curated record